Helianthus annuus (common sunflower) is the source of this 842-nucleotide messenger RNA. RefSeq names its product late embryogenesis abundant protein Lea14-A. The coding region runs from base 179 to 640 and encodes 153 amino acids. The transcript has 2 exons. Lineage: Eukaryota; Viridiplantae; Streptophyta; Magnoliopsida; Asterales; Asteraceae. The record is from RefSeq and is a predicted model, not a curated record. Gene Ontology annotation, cellular component: cytosol. Gene Ontology annotation, biological process: response to desiccation.
ACCCCAGAUCACACGGCCCAACCACGGAUAAACACAAUUAACGUCUAUCUUCCAAUCCCUAUAUAUACACACAUGGAAUGAAUGAAGAUAAUUCAUAAUAAUCACAUACAUACAUUCAUCGUGAAAAGCGAAAGAAGAAAUCUUAUUAUUAGGUUGAGAUCAGAAAGAAGAAUAAUCGAUGGCUGGAUUGAUGGAUAUGGCGAAGGAAUUCGUGGCAGAGAAGGUGGCAAACAUGGAGAAACCGGAAGCCACCGUGAAAAACGUUGAUCUGAAAGGCGUCAGCACCGAGUGCAUAACCUACAAAGCUGACGUCAAUGUCUCAAACCCUUACAGCACUUCUAUUCCCAUCUGCCAGAUCUCCUAUACCUUCAAAAGCGCCGACAGGGUGAUUGCUGAAGGCACGAUCCCAGACCCGGGGUCACUAAAGGCGGAGGCCGACACAAUGCUAGAUGUGGGGGUUAAGGUUCCGCACAGCGUGUUAGCUAGCCUGGUGAAGGACAUUGGAGCGGACUGGGACAUAGACUACGAGCUUAAUAUCAUUCUGACCGUAGAUCUCCCUAUUUUUGGUAACUUCAACAUUCCAGUGAACAGUAAGGGUGAGGUUAAACUCCCAACACUAUCCACUUUAUUUGGAUCUUAAUUAAUUAAAACCCGUUUUAAGAAUGAAUGAUCCGAAGGGGUUUCGUGAUGGUAUUGUACUUGUAUACGUAACUACUUUUUAGUGUAUGUAUUGUUGGAAUUUUAAAGGGCAUGUAAGAAUAAUGAUCUUCACAGUUGGGGAUCGAGUUUGUUUGUUUGUGGGUUUAUUGAUAUGUUAUAUUUGAUACUUCAUUCUAUCUUUA